GGGGUAAAACGAUGCGCUUAUGGCAUUUGUAAUAGUGACUCACGUUUCUACAAUAAACCACAUAUGGCAGAUGUGUUUUUAUUAUUAAGGAAAAUGAAACAACUGAGGGUUCUGAAGAGCAAGAUACAAAUGUUGAUAAUGAAGAUGCAAGAAAACAGGUUUCCAAUUCUGAUGCAGCUACUCAGACUGAAAUCUUGCAUGAUGAUCUGGCUGGCUACAGUGAUGAUCAGCUCAAACAACCUAAACUUCUACAGAGAAAACUAUUCAUGGAUGAUGUUCUCAGAAGUGACAAAUCAUGCAAAUUCUACACAGCUUCUGUUGUUCCUGCACAGAUUACUACAGUCCAAAGCUGAGAGGUUAACGCUGUGGGAAGGGGAAGAAACAACAGAGAAUGCCAAAAACAAAGACGACCAUCACCCCAGGGGACUGUCCACCUUCCCACAGCUUUCCUCCUAACACUUGUGCGCCUGAGACGUGGCCUUGAUGUCGACCAUUUGAGUGAUCUGUUUGGCAUAUCAUCAUCGACAGUUAGCCGUUACUUCCGGACAUACAUUGAGUUAAUAUCAAGGGAGCUCAGCUUUGUUGUUAAGUUGCCAAUCAGACUGCAGGUUCAAGCUCACCUCCCAAAGGCAUUUAGAUAUUUUGAAAAGACUAUUGCAAUUAUAGAUUGUACAGAAUGUUUGUACAGAAACCCUCAUUGCCAUCUAGUCAGCGAGUGACCUGGUCACAGUAGAAACAUCACAACACCUUUAAAUGUCUGAUUGCUACUUCCCCAACGGGUGCAUUUACUUACAAGUCUCCACUGUGGUCUGGUCCAGUGUCAGAUAGGCGCAUUUUUAAGAAUCAGGUUUCCUUGAUAACUUACACUAUGGUGAUGACAUAAUGGCUGACAGGGGCUUUUUGAUUAGGGAUCUCUUAGUAUUAAGAGGAUGUACAUUAAACACACACCCUUGUGCGCAUGGUAAGCAGUUAAGCAAGGCAACUGUUAAGAAAACCAGGAGAAUAGCCCAUGCUCGAAUACAUGUUGAACGGGCAAUUCUUCGCCUCAAGAACUUAAAAUUUUUACAAGGUAUUUUUCCGCUGAAAUCCAAGAAGCUUAUUAAUCAAAGUGUACAAGUUUGUGCUCAGUUAUGCAAUUUUUACAAACCACUUGUAAAGUAACUGAUGUUAUUAGAAUAUUGCCAUAUUCAUGACCAAUGACUUUCAUGAUUCUGUUGUCAUGAACAUAUUGAAAAGUUUUGAGCUUUUUUGACAGAGUUGUCUCCCAUGUAUUUAACAUAUAUUUGGGAUUACACUCUCUUAGUAAAGUACAGGUUCUAGUACUUUUGUUUGGGUUGAGUCCCAUCUGGGAUUUGAACCCACACCGUCAAGACUCAGGCACCUAAUCGCCAGCACACGGUCAGCUGCCUAACCCUCUCAGCCGCCACAACUUCCAUGUAUUGUUGAACAUGACCUAGUGUUCUUAGUGUGAACUGAUCUCAAUGAAGUUUGAGUAAAGUUUUAAAAAAUAAAAAUAUAACAAAGCCUUA
This is a messenger RNA of Haliotis rubra (blacklip abalone), 1529 nucleotides long. RefSeq lists its product as uncharacterized. The coding region runs from base 64 to 456 and encodes 130 amino acids. The transcript has 4 exons. Lineage: Eukaryota; Metazoa; Mollusca; Gastropoda; Lepetellida; Haliotidae. The record is from RefSeq and is a predicted model, not a curated record.